GUUUACUUUGCUGGAGGACAAAUCUACUUUGGCCCAUCGUCACUUUAAACCUUCAAUAUGGCUACUGGGAAGAAGAAGAAGAAAUCCCACGAGGUUAAUACAAGCGACAAUAACAAAGAAGAUGAAUGUAUGGAAGAAUUAGAAAGUGCAGAAGAUGACGACAAUGCUGUAGAUGACACAAUGGAAGAUGACGAUGAAGGAAAAACCGAAGUGGCGGAAGAGAAAGUGUACCUGCCUGGACAGACAAUGGGUGACGAUGAAGAGCUAACUUUUGACAAAAGUGCCUAUCAAAUGUACCAUGCUGCACAGACUGGAGCACCAUGUCUAAGUUUUGAUAUUAUCCCAGAUGAACUUGGAGACAACAGAACUGAAUUUCCCAUGACGUCAUAUAUGGUGUGUGGGACGCAAACGGAUGGGAAGCCUAAUCAUUUGAUUGUGAUGAAAAUGGUUGAUCUUGUCAAAAUAACCGACGAUGAAAGUGAUUCCGAAGAUAGCUACAUAGAGGAUGAAGAGGAUGGACCAAAGUUGAAAACUGUUAGUCUCACUCAUGUCGGAGGUGUGAACAGAGUUAGGUAUGCACAGGUCGCCAAUAAAAAAUUAGCUGCAUCGUGGUCAGAGACUGGAAAUGUUUUUCUGUGGGACGUUACGAAACAGUUGGAAAGUCUAGACCUUCCCGGAGUACCUCAACAUCAAACAGCAGUAGAUGGUGUCAAACCGAUAUUUUCUUUUUCUGGACACCAGGCUGAAGGCUUUGCAUUGGAUUGGUCUCCAACAAUUCCUGGAAGAUUAGCGACUGGCUCUUGCAAUAAGAAUAUUCACUUGUGGCAAGCUAGAGACGACGGUAGCUGGCACGUCGAUCAACGACCUUUGAAUGCACACACGGAUUCAGUUGAAGAUAUACAGUGGAGUCCGAACGAAAGCAAUGUUUUUUCGUCUUGUUCUGUUGAUCAGACGGUUCGAAUUUGGGAUGCGAGGGCGGUUGGGAAUAAAGCAUGCAUGCUUACUGUACAAGCACACGACGCUGAUGUGAACGUAAUAUCGUGGAAUAGAAAUGAUCCAUUCAUACUAUCUGGAGGUGACGAUGGCAUCAUUAAGGUGUGGGACUUACGCCAAUUUCAAAGUGGUUGUCCGGUUGCUACGUUUAAACACCACAGCGCCUACGUAACGUCAGUGGAAUGGCAUCCAACAGACGCUACAGUGUUUGCUGCGUCCGGUGCUGACAACCAGGUUACCAUCUGGGAUUUGGCUGUAGAGAAAGAUGAUGAAAACGAAGAAAUGUCGAUGGAUGCAAACCAGUUACCACCCCAGUUGUUGUUUAUACAUAUGGGUCAAACAGACGUGAAGGAGAUACAUUGGCAUCGUCAGUUACCAGGUGUUUUAGCCAGUACAGCUGUCAGCGGAUUUAAUAUAUUCAAGACAAUUAGUGUAUAAUCUGGAGUUUGAACUAAAAUCUUUGCUAACUGAUUCGCACAAUUUUCAAGAACGGUGCAGCUUCAAAGAUUGUAAUAUGAAGAUAACAACCUAUUCUCAUCUGGCACACAUCUCAGACGCGAGUACAGAUAAUCAACUAAAUCAUUUAAUUCCUGCUAAAUAACUUAUCAAAAGCGCUCUAGAUGCACACAAAGGGAAGACAGGUUAGAUUUGGUGCUUCUAAAAUUUAUUAGAACACCUAUGUAUAUAUUCGUUUGAAUGCCAAUGUAAACGCGACAAUUUGUCUUGUACGACGAUGGAGCAUGCUAAGAAGGAAACACUUAAUACUUCGUGUUUUUCAUUUA
This is a messenger RNA of Hydractinia symbiolongicarpus, 1775 nucleotides long. Its product is annotated as glutamate-rich WD repeat-containing protein 1-like. The transcript has 14 exons. The coding region runs from base 58 to 1431 and encodes 457 amino acids. The record is from RefSeq and is a predicted model, not a curated record. Gene Ontology annotation, molecular function: protein binding. NCBI's taxonomy places the organism in Eukaryota, Metazoa, Cnidaria, Hydrozoa, Anthoathecata, Hydractiniidae.